CAAGCCAUUCGGCCCCAUAUUGACCAUAAAACAAACGGCCGUAGUCUCAGAAGCAAGCACCAAGAUAUUCUCCAGCACAAGCAAUCCCUGUCAGAAUGGCGCAGAAAUACACCGACAUUAUUGUCACGGUUCAAGACGGCAUCGGUACGAUCAAGUUCAACCGGCCCAAGCAACUCAACUCCUUUGGUGGUACCCUCAUUGAAGACACAAUCGCCGCCCUGCGAGAGCUGGACAACCACCCAGAUACCACGUUCACAGUCAUCACAGGCGAAGGCCGCUUUUUCGCCUCAGGAGCCGACGUCACUGGAAUCGCAGGCACGCCCCAAAACUUCAAGAACGAUGGCGAGAAGAAAGUUUUCUGGGUUCAGCGAUUUGCUGUCGGAAUGGAACUGGUGCGAGCCAUGAUCGAUCACAAGAAAGUGCUCGUGACGGCGAUGAACGGUCCUGGUGUCGGUGCUGGAGCUGCUUGGUUCCAAGGAUCGGCUGAUCUACUGUAUGCUGCUGAGGGAGCGUGGCUGCAGGUGACGUUCUCGCAGAUGGGGUUGGUACCUGAGAACGGAGCUGCGGUAAACUGGGCGCAGAGCAUGGGUGUGCAUCGUGCGAACGACUGGCUGUUGUUUGGUGGCAAGGCCACAGUGGAGGAAUUGAAGGAGGCGGGCCUGGUGAACAAGAUCUUCCCACAGAAGACUUUCCACGCGGAUGUGCACAACUACCUGAAGGAGAUGCUGAAGGAGAGAAGCGGCAAGUCGAUGAUGGAGAUGAAGCGACUGCAGAACAAGGGGACUCGUGACGCGCGAAUUCUGUCGUUGUUCGAGGCUUGGCAGGCGUUGAGCGAGAGAUUUGUGGAUGGUGAGCCGAUGGUGAGGAUGAAGGCCAAGAUGGACGAGCUGGCUGCGAAGAGAAAGGCCCGUGAAUCGAAGAUCUAGAGGUGGAAGUUCUGUACUGAUCGAUUUCCAAAAAUAUGCUGAAUGUUGCAUAGUUGCUGGCGAGAUCGGAGGGCACAUGGCCCUGGCUCGAGCACCUCACUUCAUGUCUCUUCGACACUAACGCACACUUACCUUCGCGAUCAGAUGCACUUCUGCUAUGUAUAGCUAUGAUCAAACCGGACAGGUGCCAUUGAAGUUGGCCUGCCCAUCGUCACAGUUUCCUUCUCAUA
Messenger RNA from Cercospora beticola, 1156 nucleotides. RefSeq names its product enoyl-CoA hydratase/isomerase family protein. Gene Ontology annotation, cellular component: peroxisomal matrix. Lineage: Eukaryota; Fungi; Ascomycota; Dothideomycetes; Mycosphaerellales; Mycosphaerellaceae. The record is from RefSeq and is a predicted model, not a curated record. Gene Ontology annotation, biological process: fatty acid beta-oxidation.